CAAAUCAAAUUAUGACAUAAAUCAUUAGGUGUGUUGUGUAGUUGAUAUAAUCAACUUUAUAAUUCUUUCAUUUAUAUUGUCGCUAGAGUGUAUGUAGAUAAGAAUAGUUUUAAAAAUAAAUAAACCCGAAAAUAGUUUAUCCUCGUACAAUGAGUAAUGUAGAAUUAAAUAAGCCUCCAGAAAUAAAUGCUUCAAAUGGCGGUACUAAUCAAGAUAUUUCGAGAAAAGAAUGGGUGAAAUUUGAUGACGAUAGUGAACAAACAAACCUAAAUAUCCCUCUAGAAACUAAAGUAAUCACUGGAGCUGUUUCUACUUCAGUUCCAAGCACAUCAGAAGUCUCAAACCCUGAACCAGCAGCUGUUUUAAAAACUGAGACUGUACAGAUAAAUCUUGAACGCGGAGAUCGAAAUAUAGAUCCCGUGACUCACAGUACACUAUCUAAGAACGUAGAAUUUGUCAAUAUUCGUCAAGGAUUUACCAAUGGUGAAAUAAUCGUAACAUUACUGCCUGUCAAUACUAAAUGGCCAUGGGUGACUGCAGCACAUUUUCGUCCAGAAUUAGUGCCAGAAGAACUAAUGGCUCAAGGACUUACACUCACUGUUGAAGAAUAUGUUCAUGCAAUGGAGCUACUUGUUAAUGAUGCUCGUUUCACACUCUAUAAUAUUUGCUAUAAGAGAGUCCUUGUCUGUUGGAUAAGCCUUGCAUUUCUUGUACUACUAGCCCUACUGUUUUCUGGUUUAACAGGACUUUUUUUAUUUUCACUUGGAAUUUUAUGGCUUAUUCUGAAUGCAGCUGCAAUCUUUUUAUGUAUGUGGAUUAAAUUGAAACUUUCUAAAGGACUCGAACAGUGCUUAGCGACUGUAAAUAAAUUGCUCAAUAAACACAAAUUAGUAUUGGCUUUAGAUGACAGAGGAAAACUUUCAUGUCAUAAAGUUAAUUUAUGUUUUAUAUAUUUUGAUUCGGGACCUUGCAUUUCCCACAUACAACAUUUCAUUGAGAGUGAAGAAGGAAAAUCUAUUAUGCAAGGAUGGGAACAAAGGUUAGAUGUGCCAGCUAAUGACAUUGUUAUUCAAGGGACACAAUCAACAAGGCUAUCAAGAAAACAGGAAAGAGGUGCACUUCUAUAUUUGCGAUAUGUGGGUCGGUGGGGGGCAUAUGCUUUAAAAAAUAGACUGAAUCUUAGUACUACAGUGCCUGGGCGUCAUGGAGAGAAGUAUGUCUGCCCUUGUCAGUUUAUAGAAGAGCACCUACAAACGAAGCCGCCUGCGGGCAUCUCAAAAUUUUUCACAUUGCCCAAUCCGAAUGUGCAACUGUAUUAAUGCCUAAUAUCGGAGAUAUUAUAUUUCAUGUCCGUCCAUUUAAGAAUAGCCUAAUAAGAAGUAAUAAUGAGUAUACCCACUGUAUUUCUAUAUCAAUGUUCUUUUUAUACAUUCUUAACAAUACAUAUUUAUAUAUGUAAUACUUUUACUUCUACUAAUAUUUAUACAUUUUUAAGUAAGAAACAAAGUUUCAUUUUAUUUUCUAUCAAAUGCUAAGUGUCAUAGAUUAUAAUUUGUGGCCAUAUGCAUAAACGUAUUUAUCUUUUAUAGGAUUAAUAAAUUCAUUAUAUUUGUAACUUGCAUAAUUAAUUAAACUACAAUGUUUAAACUUCAGGUUGUUAUUAAUAGUUUAUAGAGUAACAAAUAAGUAAUAUAUUAAAUUAUUAUGUUCGAUUGUAUAGUAAAUUUACACCUCGGCGCCAAAAUAAACAAUAAAAUUUGUGAACAUUAUAUUAUAUACAUUGUAUAUUUCAAAAAUAUUUAUAAUGUUCAUUUAAAAGCUUUAAAAUUGGCAUCAUAUUAUGAUCAUAUCAAACUUCACAAUUUGUAAUUUAUGGUACCUACACUUUGCACACAAUUCUUGCUGCUUACAAUUGAAUAUAUCUUUUUAUAUGCUCAUUAUAGCAUAACACAAUAUCGUAUAUGAUUUUACGUCACGAUAUAACCGGAGAGCAAAAUAUAUGUAAUAGUUUAUGAUUUAAAUUUCCGUGCACGUCCGCAAUAUCUUAAUCCUGUUCUUGUCUACGUUACUAUUGCGAACAUUAAAACCAUCUCUAUGUCUUUGCAUAAUUAUUUUAUUAUAUGGUGAACAUAAAAUCGGACGAUAUUGGCUUAUUCUAUGGUAAGUUAUAAAAAGACCCAUUAUACAUUUCGACAUAAAAUGAUGGAAUCAAAAAAUAGUAAUCACGCGAAGUAGUGAUGAUUGAUACAAGUUCUUUGAAUCUAUUAUAAAAUGUUUACAUUAAUCAUCAAAAUAUAGAUUACAUAAUAUAUAAACACUACAUAUUAAUAACUAUCUCUAAUUUAUCACCAUUGUGUAUAAUUCAGAGGAAACUGAUAUUGGGAUGAAGUGGAAAAUAAUAUACUUUACACAUUAUUUCUAUACAGAAAUUGCGUUAGUGUAGGUAUAUAAUUACUAUAUAGGUACAAUUUGAGUAACAGUUCUAUGUAUGGUUGUGGAUAAUGUAUUUAGAAAGAACAUGUAAAGUUACAGGUGUAGAAUCUCUAAUGUAAAUUAUUUCAAAAUCACAUUAUUACACAACUAGUCAUAAGAGAUGUACAUUUAUAUAUACACAUAUUAUAAAUAUUUAUAUUUUUUAUUCUUUUUUAAAUGUGUUUAUAAUAAACCAAAGGGCUUAAUUAUUAUUGAACACUUUAAACGAUUUAAGCAGAGUACAUAAUUAAAAUAAACUUACUCCAUUUCAUAUACGACGCUAUUGCAAUAAUGUCAUGCAUUAUAUCUUACGGUAUGUGCAUAUAUAAAAGAUGAAAAUAAUCUAUUUUUAAUGAUUAUUCAAUUUGUAAACAACCUAUAAAUUUUACUUUGAAUUAUUUAUAUUUAAAUGUUUAAUUUUUAGUUAAUAUUUGUUUGGCCAUUUUUUGUCAAACAAGUCAUUAAAGAUUGCCAUAUCGUCGUAUAUGAAAUCGAGUUUAAAAAUAUAGAACAAUUUUAUACUAAAUUUAAUAAUUGAUCUGACAUUCUUUCACGUACUAUUAAGGUGAACGCGCACUUAUAUUGAAUCCCAUCUGUGUACCGAACACUAAAGCAUAUAAUUGAUAUCAGUCCUGAAUUAUCUAUAGGUAUAGGCAAUAUAAGUUACUAUUUAUGUACCCGGCGACACCAUGGAGCCCCUUUGCUCAUGUGAAAAAUUAGUGUUUUAGGAAAUGACAGAUUAUGCAUUAAUAUCAGACAAUAUAUUAUAUUAUUGUGUUAAAAACUAACAUAAAUUAUAAUGUAACUAUUCACUAAUAUCUAAGUAUCUAUAUACUUAUUUAGAAGUAGAGAGACUCGAGAUUAUUAUUGUCUAGGGGACUCCAUGUGGCUUAAAAUCAAGUGUACCUAUUAGCAAAAUAUUUAUUUUUUAUGUCUCAUCUAGGUAAACGUAUACGGUAUUAGAAAAUAUAAAUAUUAUGGUUAUUAUUGAAAACCGUAACAGUUUUAUAAUAUGUUGAUUAUAAUUUUACCAGUUACGGUCACAUUUCACAUUGUUGAUAUCCAGUUUCAAUAAAUAGGUAUAUUCAAGUGUGCAUUUACCUAGUUUCAGUUUUAAAUAUAAGUUUUAAGUUCACUUGAACAUUAUUGUACCAAGAAAUUGCACGAAUAAAAUGAGAUAUACAUACAAAUUUAUGUGUUACGUUUCGUCAAAAUAAAUAACUACUACAUUAUUAUUACAUUAGUUUACUGUGCAAAUGUAAGGCUUCGUUUUAACUUAUAAUGUAAUUCACCGUCAGAUUAUUUUGAUAUCUUGGGAGCUGACGUUGAUUGUAAUAGGUAAUUAUUUAACUGCUUAAAUUCUGUUCCACCAUAUCUAGAAAAACAAGUUAGUAUUAAUCUUUACUAUGUACAUUAUUAGCUUAUGACAUUGGACUAAAAUAUUAUUAAGUCAUUAAUAAUUACGUAUCACAACUAAAUUGGAUCGAUUGACUUCUAAGAUAUCAAUUUUGUCUGCGAUGCAUAUCACAUUAGAUAGGAAUUUAUGAAUUUACUGUACAUAAUAUACAUUCUUUAUAAUAUUUAGGUAUUUUGUGAAAUUAAUUAAAAUUCCAAUGUUGUGAUUCAAUAAUAACAUUCCGUCCAAAAGUAACUAAGUACUUAAUAGUUCAGUAGAAAAUGAUAUUUAAAUGUUUAUCACAUUUUACUUUGAUAAGUCUUGUUGAAAAUACAUAUUAUAUUUUAUAA
Messenger RNA from Galleria mellonella (greater wax moth), 4218 nucleotides. Its product is annotated as transmembrane protein 268. The transcript is spliced from 4 exons. Bases 150 to 1319 code for a protein of 389 amino acids. The record is from RefSeq and is a predicted model, not a curated record. NCBI's taxonomy places the organism in Eukaryota, Metazoa, Arthropoda, Insecta, Lepidoptera, Pyralidae.